Acanthoscelides obtectus is the source of this 486-nucleotide messenger RNA. NCBI's taxonomy places the organism in Eukaryota, Metazoa, Arthropoda, Insecta, Coleoptera, Chrysomelidae. The record is from the annotation of a GenBank genome assembly.
AUGGCAGGAAAUAAAAAAGCAGGUUGGAAGCUUGUAGACCUGGAAAAACUGAGCCAAGAUGAACUAUAUGCUAUCCUCGAUGAAAUACCAAGUGGCAGUGAAUCUGAAGGUUUGGAUGUAGAAAGUGAAGUAGGAGAAGGAUAUCUAGAGGCAAAUAACUUACCAGAAACUGACCUUCUUGACAUUCAGAAUAUGGAUAUUAUUCUCGAAGAGGAAAAUGACAUGGCUGUUGAAGUAGACGCUGACAUGGGUUGGGAGAGCGAGGACGAUGUAUCACUAGCAAGAUUGGCGACCAAUCAGUCUAGUAUUUGGACAAAUAACGAAAACUAUGCCACUACAACAAAUCCUUUCAUAGAAGUAAUAGGUCCCAACCUAAUUGCGGAUGUAGAAACUCCGACUGACGUUUUUUUAUCACUUUAUCCUGGAGAUCUAAUCCAACAUAUAGUGUUCCAAACAAAAAAAAAUUUUUGGGGGUCAAUCUACUGA